Messenger RNA from Apis laboriosa (Himalayan honeybee), 2153 nucleotides. RefSeq names its product tRNA (guanine(10)-N2)-methyltransferase homolog. Gene Ontology annotation, cellular component: cytoplasm. Gene Ontology annotation, molecular function: nucleic acid binding. The transcript is spliced from 11 exons. Gene Ontology annotation, biological process: methylation. The record is from RefSeq and is a predicted model, not a curated record. The coding region runs from base 557 to 1960 and encodes 467 amino acids. NCBI's taxonomy places the organism in Eukaryota, Metazoa, Arthropoda, Insecta, Hymenoptera, Apidae.
UUGCCGUUUUGGUCGCCGUGAUGAUUGUAAUAGAUGUAAUUGUUGUAACCCGUAAUUUGAUUAAUAAUGUUAACACAUAUCGCCAAUGGCUGGCUGCAUUUUGGGCUUUAUCAGGCCUGCAAGCACAUUAGAGCACGGCAUAUGUACGGCCGACACGUUGCACCAGGCAGUGCCCCAAAAAUAUCGACGUUCAUGGCUACCUGGUUCGAGUGUGCGAUGGAGCCAGCAAGGCAGUCGCGGACAAAUCAAUAUCCUAUUAAAUCGCCAGCCUCCCCUGCUCUUAUUAAAUUACACCUGCACUAUUCACACACGCUUACAAUAUAGCACCUUUCUCAAACUUAGCCUAAAAACACAACAGAAAACAGUGACGAGUAGUAUUCCACCUUAGAAUGAGAACAACAAGAAAUGUUACUACGAAUAUAGCGCCCCCUCGUACACUGUUCUAUUAGCCAUAAUCUUACAGAUCUACCGAUUAAGAAAUAAUCGUUUUCUCUUUUAUCGACUAUUUUAAAUAUAGUAUUGUAUAAAUGAAAAUGAAAUAAUAUAUAAAAUAAUAAUGAACAAUCAAUGGAAAAAAUAUCUAUUUUGGUUUGCUCAAGAACACAUUGAUUUUCGUAAAGCUGAGAUGGAAUCUAUUCUUAAUAUAUUUGGCAUGAAUAUGUAUAUCUAUCCUAAAUUAAAAGAACAUCCAUAUUGGAUAGUUAAUUUACCUUCAGAAAAUAUAGCAAACAAAAUUUCAAGCAGAGCAGUCUCUGUACGGUUUUGCAUAGAAUUAUGGGCUAAUAGUAAAACAAUUGAAGAUUUGCAUAGUAAGUUAAAAAAUUAUCCAAUAUCAGAAAUUAAUAAAUAUGCUGGACCACAUAAAUCUUUUAAAAUAAUAGUUGAAACAUUUUGCAAACAUUUUUCACAAAGUGAAAAAAUAAAAAAAAUUGAUUCUUUCAGUUAUUUACCAUUAGAGGGACCAGUAAGAUUGAAUAAUCCAGACACAACAUUAUGUUAUAUAGAAUUUUAUGGAUUAGAUCCUAAUAACAUUCCUGAAAAACCUUAUGAAUUAUUCUUUGGUAGAUGGAUUACAAGUGGACAAAGAAAUUUAAUUCAAAAAUUAUCCCUGAAAACAAGAAAAUUUAUUGGUAAUACAUCUAUGGAUCCUCAAUUAUCAUUAAUAAUGGCUAAUCAAGCUCAAGUUCAAAAAGGAGAUAUUGUUCUUGAUCCAUUUGUUGGUACUGGAUCUUUAUUAGUUGCUGCUUCACAUUUUGGAGGAUAUACUUUAGGAACAGAUAUAGAUUUUUUAAUGCUCCAUGGUCGUACAAGGCCUAGUAGAAUAUCACAAAAAAUUCGAGGAAAAGAUGAAAAUAUUGCCACAAAUAUGAGUCAAUAUGGAAAAAGAUCAUAUUAUAUUGAUGUAGUUGUAUCAGAUUUUUCUUAUCCUUUAUGGCGUUCCGAUAUGUGUAUAGAUGCUAUAAUUACUGAUCCACCUUAUGGUAUAAGAGAAGCAACAGAAAGAAUAGGUACAACUAAAUUAAAUCCAGUAAUAGAGGAACAUCAAGCUUCAUCUCAUAUACCAUCUAAAAUUGGUUAUGAUUUACCUCAAAUGUACAAAGAUUUACUAACUUUUGCAGCUAAACAUCUUAAGUUAAAUGGUAGAUUAGUAUGUUGGUUUCCUUUAUUUAGAGAUCAAUAUUCAGAAGAUCAAUUACCAACACAUCCAUGUUUGGAAUUAAUAGCUAAUUCAGAACAAAUACUUAGUAAUUAUACUAGUCGCAGAUUAUUAACUUAUAAGAAAGUAAAAGAUCCAAAGGAAUCAGAUGAAAUAAUUUCUACUAAUUUAAUCGAUUUCCGAGAAAAAUAUUUUGCACUACGAAAUGAAAGUAGAAGAGAAAAACGAAUGAAGAAAGCUGUAGAAAAAGCAAAAAAACGAGAAAUUUGGGAACAGAAUAAUAAAGAAAAUCCAAAAAGAUGACUAUAAUAUUAUUUUACGUGAACAAAUAUUUAUUUUCUUUUAAAUUCGUGAUUUAAAAUAUAAUUUUUUUAAAAUUAUUAUUUUUUUCACAAUCAUAUAUGCAAUUCAAAAUAUGAAUGACAUUUAGGAAUUUAUUACAGAUUUGAUUACAUUGAAGAGACUUAAAAAUGAUAAUAAAACGAUUUUUAAUAUC